Messenger RNA from Eruca vesicaria subsp. sativa (arugula), 1011 nucleotides. Lineage: Eukaryota; Viridiplantae; Streptophyta; Magnoliopsida; Brassicales; Brassicaceae. The record is from the annotation of a GenBank genome assembly.
AUGUUGAUGAGAUGUACAUUGGACUCAAUCUUUAAAGUGGGGUUUGAUGUGGAGUUAAAGUGUUUGGAUGGGUUUAGUAAAGAAGGGGAAGAGUUUAUGGAAGCUUUUGAUGAAGGUAAUGAUGCAACUAGUUUAAGAUUUAUAGAUCCUCUUUGGAAGCUGAAGUGGUUUCUCAACGUUGGGUCACAAGCUAGACUCAAGAAGAGUAUUGCUACUAUAGAUAAGUUUGUUUAUAGACUCAUUACCACUAAGAGGAAAGAGCUUGCUGAGGAACACAACACUGCUGUUAGAGAGGAUAUAUUAUCUAGAUUCUUAGUGGAGAGUGAGAAAGAUCCGGAGAACAUGAAUGAUAAGUACCUGAGGGAUAUAAUCUUGAGCUUUAUGAUUGCUGGCAAGGACACAACCGCUGCAUCUCUCUCUUGGUUCUUGUACAUGCUCUGCAAGAAUCCACUUGUUCAGGAGAAAAUUGUUCAAGAGAUUAGAGAUGUGACAUCGAGUCAUGAGAAAACAACCGAUGUGAAGGGUUUCGUUGAGAGUAUAGAUGAAGAGGCUCUUGAUCAGAUGCAGUAUCUCCAUGCAGCUUUGUCUGAGACCUUGAGGCUUUACCCUGCUGUCCCUGUGGACACAAGGUGUGCAGAAAAUGAUGAUAUACUUCCAGAUGGACAUAGAGUGAAGAGAGGGGAUAAUGUCUAUUACAUAUCCUAUGCAAUGGGAAGGAUGACUUAUAUUUGGGGGCAAGAUGCUGAGGAAUUCAAGCCAGAGAGAUGGCUUAAGGAUGGUGUUUUCCAACCAGAAUCGCCAUUCAAAUUUAUAAGCUUUCAUGCUGGUCCAAGAAUCUGCCUUGGCAAGGACUUUGCAUACAGGCAAAUGAAGAUAGUAUCAAUGGCACUUCUUCACUUCUUUCGCUUCAAAAUGGCUGAUGAGAAAAGCAACGUGCAUUACAAGAGAAUGCUUACGCUUCAUAUCGAAGGAGGACUCCAUCUCCAUGCAUUCCCGAGGACAAGUACUUGA